Molecule: messenger RNA, 543 nt
Organism: Pyrenophora tritici-repentis Pt-1C-BFP
Lineage: Eukaryota; Fungi; Ascomycota; Dothideomycetes; Pleosporales; Pleosporaceae
Source: RefSeq, a predicted model, not a curated record
AUGGACAGCAGGGAGAGUUCUUUUGAAGUAUACGCGCUGCCGAGUAUGUCCGUUCAUAUCAGAGGCCCACAAGAUGUAAGGCUUUACCAGUCCGAGCGCGAAAUCGAGAAAUGGGAGGAGAUCGUCCACCAGUAUUCGGGGCAGCAGUUGACCAAAGAAAAAGAUAUAUUCCCGGCGUUACAAGGGAUCAGCAAGCAUAUGUCCGAGCAUGUCGGGUCGCGCUAUCUGGCUGGGCUAUGGGAGAUCAACAUCAUCCAUGGCUUAUUAUGGCACAAUGAGUCGAAUAAGAAACUUUGUACGCCAAGAGUGGAUACAAUGGAACUAUGGACGAGAUGGGAAAUCUCCAAACACACAAAAGAAACCCAUCUCCAAUACCUCGAAGUCGAAGAACAGACCCCAGAGAUGGCGCGCUCCAUCAUGGUCUUGGGCAUCUACGUUGGGCUCUAUAACAUGGCAUGGUAUAACAUGGGACAGUUUUACAUUCAUCCCGCACGCCUCAUAUAUCUCGAUCUCGACUCAAAUCGAACCGGUAGACUCAGAUGA